This is a messenger RNA of Colias croceus (clouded yellow), 836 nucleotides long. Its product is annotated as chymotrypsin-1-like. Gene Ontology annotation, biological process: proteolysis. The transcript has 5 exons. NCBI's taxonomy places the organism in Eukaryota, Metazoa, Arthropoda, Insecta, Lepidoptera, Pieridae. Bases 3 to 836 code for a protein of 277 amino acids. The record is from RefSeq and is a predicted model, not a curated record. Gene Ontology annotation, molecular function: serine-type endopeptidase activity.
AAAUGUUGUUCAAAGCGGGAAUUAUCGCUUUUACGCUCCUUGUAGGAAGCUUGGCGUUCCCCGCCCAAGAUGACAUGUCCAUUUUCUUCGACCACACGGACCCAGAAUCCCGCAUCGUGGGGGGCGUUACAGCUGGCCCCGUGCCCUGGAUGGUCGGAUUGAGCCAGGGAUCCCUCGUGAGGAGCUUCGUUUGCGGCGGCUCCAUCAUCACGAACAGGCACAUUCUCACCGCUGCGCACUGUGUUGAUCAUGUCUUCAGCGGCGGCAGAUUGUCCAGCACUCUCCGUGCCACGGUCGGCACCAACCGUUGGAACAGUGGCGGCACGAGCUACACCCUGGCCAGGAACAUCAGCCACCCGAACUACGUCUCCUCCAUCAUCAAGAACGACCUUAGUUUCCUGGUCACUACCAACAACAUUGUGUUCAAUAAUAACAUCGCUCCUGUUGUUUUGUCGUACAAUAAUGUUGGUACUGGCGUGCAGACUAGAGUUAACGGAUGGGGUAGAAUCAGGACUGGUGGUUCCCUAGCAACCAAUUUAAUGGAGCUCAGAUCUACGGUUGUGGACAACAACUUCUGUGUGGAGACCGUCGCUCGUGUGGCCAGAGAACUGCGCAUUGCGGCUCCAGCUGUCCAACCUCAUCUGGAGAUCUGUACCUUCGUCGCUGUGAACCAGGGCACUUGCAAUGGUGACUCCGGCAGUGCGCUCGUACGACACGACAACAACCAACAAGUCGGUAUCGUCUCAUGGGGUCUUCCAUGCGCCCGCGGAGCUCCCGACAUGUUCGCGAGAGUCAGCGCUUACAGAAGUUGGAUCGAAAACGCUUUACGCCAAUAA